Messenger RNA from Thyridium curvatum, 660 nucleotides. RefSeq lists its product as uncharacterized. Bases 1 to 660 code for a protein of 219 amino acids. The record is from RefSeq and is a predicted model, not a curated record. The transcript has a single exon. NCBI's taxonomy places the organism in Eukaryota, Fungi, Ascomycota, Sordariomycetes, Thyridiales, Thyridiaceae.
AUGGAGCAAGAUCGGGAGAAUGUGGGCAAUGCCACGGAGGCUACAUUCUCUGGUUUUGACCUCCGACAUACUGAGGGCCAGUUGGCUGCUUGGGAGGCCAUCUGUCGGGGCGAGUUGAAGCAAGCAACCUGGGAAGAUGAGGCAUCUAUGGAUUGGAUUUGGACAAAUCAACCCAGAAAGGUUCUGGCUUGGAGAGUUAGUUGGAUGUCGGAUCGUGGACGCGUCGACUUAUCGUCACUCCCUCCACCUCCCACCUCUCCCGAGGAUUCCCCCCAGGAAGCACUCGACUGGCUCGUCCAGGCUGGCGACAUUGAUGAGGCAUGGGCCAAGGUCUAUCUACUAUCCGAUAUCGACGAAGAGAAGGCAAUGCAGCAGCUGCAUCUUGACCUCAUCGAGGGGCGCAAGAUAUAUCUGAGCGAGGCGCCAUGGACCGAUUACCAUGACUGGUGUUGCCCGUGCGAAAUGGAGCCCAAUUACCCACGACUUCACUAUAUUACAGAUGGUCAAGUUGGCGAGGUUGUUGAUAGCAGCUUCGCCGAUGACUUCGCCUGGAAAUUCGGGUAUGACCAUAGCCGCCCCUUAGCCAAUGUCGAGGACUUGGAGAUGGUCCUGGAAGAUGAGCGGGUGCUCGAGGCUGGCUCAGGUUUUCUCUUCUAUUGA